This is a messenger RNA of Torulaspora delbrueckii, 570 nucleotides long. RefSeq names its product coatomer subunit zeta (gene RET3). The transcript has a single exon. The record is from RefSeq and is a predicted model, not a curated record. Gene Ontology annotation, cellular component: COPI vesicle coat. Gene Ontology annotation, biological process: intracellular protein transport; retrograde vesicle-mediated transport, Golgi to endoplasmic reticulum; intra-Golgi vesicle-mediated transport. NCBI's taxonomy places the organism in Eukaryota, Fungi, Ascomycota, Saccharomycetes, Saccharomycetales, Saccharomycetaceae. The coding region runs from base 1 to 570 and encodes 189 amino acids.
AUGUCAUCACUUUCGUUGUAUUCUGUGCAAGCAGUACUUAUUUUGGACAACAAGGGGGAUAGAAUCCAUGCAAAAUACUACCAAUCACCUCAUGUGGCAGAGGAUGCACGUAAAGGCUUGAUGCAAAACGUUAAGAGACAGAAGGAAUUCGAGAAGCGAUUGUUUCAGAAGACGCAUAAACAGGACUCUGAGAUCAUGGUCUUUGAAGAUCGUUUGGUUUUCUACAGGGAAUAUUUGGACGUGACCUUGUGCUUGAUUGGCUCGAUGGAUGAAAAUGAGAUUGUGCUGCAACAGGCCUUCACGGCUUUCAAAGAUUCGCUAGAUUUGAUUUUGAACUCUGGAAUUGAUAAAAGGAAUAUACAAGAACAUUACGAUAUGGUUCUGUUGGCAAUUGAUGAGACUGUGGAUAACGGUAUCAUACUUGAGACGGAUCCGGCAACUAUAGCUUCUAGAGUAACCAAACCACCAACCAACGAGCCACAGAUGUCGCUAGAUCUAGAUAAGGGUCUCUUAGGGGCCUGGGGCUUCGCUAAGAGUAAGUUGCAAGAGAGGUUACAACAGGGUAUGUAA